This is a messenger RNA of Chenopodium quinoa (quinoa), 1455 nucleotides long. RefSeq names its product ribonuclease H2 subunit A-like. Bases 156 to 1052 code for a protein of 298 amino acids. Gene Ontology annotation, biological process: DNA replication, removal of RNA primer; mismatch repair. Gene Ontology annotation, molecular function: RNA binding; RNA-DNA hybrid ribonuclease activity. Lineage: Eukaryota; Viridiplantae; Streptophyta; Magnoliopsida; Caryophyllales; Amaranthaceae. Gene Ontology annotation, cellular component: ribonuclease H2 complex. The record is from RefSeq and is a predicted model, not a curated record. The transcript has 9 exons.
UAGAAUUGCAGCUUUUCGUAUAUAGGGAAAGCGGUCCAAUAUUUUUGCUCACCGCUUGCUUAUAGUAGUACAACACUCUCUAGUUUAGCCUCCUCCCUAGUCGUGGUUUCUGGCGGGAAACACAACUACAGAGAGAGAAAGAGAAAAAGACGAAGAUGGAAUCAGAUGGAGCACUAUCCAAUUGGGCAUUAGAGCCUUGUAUGAUGGGUAUCGAUGAAGCUGGUAGAGGCCCUGUACUAGGUCCAAUGGUGUAUGGAUGCUUGUACUGUGCUGUUUCUUUUCAGAAGACUCUUGCUUCAUUGGAAUUUGCAGAUUCAAAAACUCUCAAGGAAGAGAAAAGGGAGGAAUUGUUCGAGUCAUUGAAGGCUAAUGAAUCUAUUGGGUGGAGUGUUGAUGUAAUAGAUCCCCGAGAAUUGUCGGCCAAAAUGUUAAAGAAGAGUAAGAUAAAUCUUAAUGAAAUAUCACAUGAAUCAGCAAUGGGCCUUGUCACACGAGUGCUUAAUAUGGGGGUGCUUCUAACGCAGGUCUUUGUGGAUACGGUUGGAGACGCUGACAAGUAUUGUACGAAGUUGUCUGAAAGAUUUCCAUCAAUUAAAUUUGUGGUUGCCAAGAAAGCCGACAGUCUUUACCCUGUUGUCAGUGGAGCCAGCAUAGUUGCAAAGGUUACUAGAGAUCGGGCUUUGCGUAAUUGGACCUUUGAUGAAUCAGCAGAAAACAUGCACAGGAACUUUGGGUCUGGCUACCCUGGAGAUCCUGAGACUAAGGCCUGGCUGGAACAUCACAAACACUCUAUUUUUGGAUUCCCUACAUUGGUACGCUUUAGCUGGGGCACUUGCACUACUUACUUCAAAGACGGCGCUGAAGUAUUAUGGGAAGCAGAUGGUGCCUUGGAUGAGGAUGGCACAGCUAACAAGAAUGGCAAGCGACAGCUCAAGCUAAGCAAUCUAGGUUUCACAGGAGGCAAGAGAAACAGCGAGGAGAUGGAGUCCAGUGGUAAAGGUCGUUGCAAGUUUUUCCAGACUCGCAAACUCGAACAGCUUGUACAAUUUUAAGUUAUUUCAAGGCAUAUUGAACACACUGCUGUACAAAGCAUGUGGAUGUGCAAAGCAACCUGCAAUGUCUGUCAACUUCAAUGACUUAUGAUGAUAUUUACUGUUUCUGUGGAACCAGAAUGGAAGCAUUGAAGCGUCUUGAUAUGUUUGUUCAUAUUCACAUACUUUGUCUGCCUUGCUUACAAAUGUGGGUGCUUGCUAUGACCGACUGUAAAAUGAGGAACUGAGGUCUGAAACUCUGAGGAUUCUCUGUAACGUUAUGGUUCUGAUAUUUUCCGCUAAUUUUUCUUUUAUCUUGUUCAUCAUUUGCAUUGACAUAUUUAAAACUCAAAUUUUCCAAGAUAAUAAGCUAGGUUAAUCGGUUAACACUAAUAACGUAAACAAGGAUUGGAAGAUUCCUUUG